AACAAAGCGACUCACUUUCUUUUAUUUUUAUGCAUGCCUGACACCGAAUGUUCCCUGAUUUUCAUCUGAAUUCUGUGAGUCCCAACUUUACUUUCGUCAGCAUCACCGCAUUCAUCGCCCCUGAGCACUUUCUAGUCCAUUGUCGUCCCUGUUCCCCAUUCCCUGCUCCCCAUCUUCCUACAAAAGCGCAUCCCCUUUUCCUUUCCAUCUCUUCUUUUUUCCUUUUCCUCUUUUCUUCACAUUUCUUUUUGCAUAGGAAGGUCGUAUUUUUCUUCUUUUAAAUAAAACCUUCAUCCACACACUCACUCCUCCCUCCACAUUUAACGACCCAUUCCUUCUUAUAUACCCAUCACUACUACAAUAACCCAUCAACAGCUCUCCACCUUCAAUUGUUCUCUUCACCUUUUUCUCCCCCAUCCCGCCAAUCAAUAUGAAGUACUUGGUUGGCCUAGCAGCCCUUGCCUCGGUUGCUUUUGCUGACAUCACGUUUAAUGUCGUAGGUUAUCCUUCCUCCCCUACUGGCAGCUUUGGUGUCUCUAUCGGUGGCACGGUCCACAAGCUUAUUGCCAACGAGACCACUUUCCCUGUCUUUAAAGGUACAGUCCCUGGCACGACUGGUACAGUCCAGUACUCAUACGUCGAGCUCGACCCUCAGGGUGGAGUCGUCAAAACCGAGCCCUUCGUACGCCAGCUGGCCAACCAGUCCGAAACCUCGACCUUGAACGAGUUCUUUGAACGUCAGACCACUGUCUGGGAAUUGCCAAAGUUGCCCUAUACUUACUUGGCCACCUACCCUUCCAAGACCAAGGCCUUCAAGCAGAAGCAAAUUGCCACUAUCCAUGUUACAGGACCAAAAGCCUUGAUCGAUGAGAUGAAUGCAAACCCCAAGAACGACAAGGAGUACAAGGUUGACUUCCGCUUCAUCAACUCCAAGACCAUUCAUUCUCAGACCAAUAUCACUUUCAAGACCUCGGGCAAAUCCUCCAAGGAGUUCAAGAAGCAGUCGUACGCAUUUGAAUUCGAUACCUCAUUUGGUCAAGAGUUCUUCUCUCGCCCCAACAUCAAGUUGCGCUCCAUGUUCCAGGAUCCUACCAUGAUUCGCGAGAAGUUGUAUAUUGACAUGCUUAACUCCGUUGGUGUUCCUACUCAACAGGGUGCCUGGGUUCGCUUGUUUGUCAACAACGAGCCUUAUGGUCUCUAUUUGAUGGUAGAUGAUAUCAAGAAGUCUUUUGCCAAGCAGACGAUUCACGGAGGUGAUCCCAAUGUGCGGCGUGGUGAUAUGGUUCAGAUGAAUGCCUGGAUCAACAAGGCUGAUUUAGUUUACAAGGGUCCCAACAGUGCUGACUAUGACCCUGAUGCGUACAAGUCCCGCAAUUUGGGCACGAGCCCCGAAGCCAAUCCUCUGCAGGAUUUGAUUGCAUUCAUGAAGGAUCUCGAAGGCUUUGACCCCAAUACCAACCCUGAUCCCGUUGGUUUCUGGAACAACACUCGUUUGGAUUUGGACAAUGUCUUGCGCACCAUGGCUCUUGAGUACUUGAUGGGCGGAUUUGAUAUGUACUGGUAUGCUGCCUCCAACUACUUCAUGUACAGGAACCCAACUUUGGCUGCUAACGGUGGCAAGUGGCAAAUCAUCCCCACAGACAUGGACAACACCUUCGGCAGUGGUUAUCCUUACUCGACCGUCCCCGCCUACCAGACCUAUGUUGAUUUCACCAAGAACGGUCCUCGUCCCCUUGUUCAGAAGUUGAUCUUGGGCAGCAAGCCAAUCAAUGCUCUUUUUGAGCAGACCUUGAAGGAGAUUGUCAGCACUGCUUUCAAGCCCGAGGCCAUCAAGCUUCGUGCAGAGGCCUACCACAAGAUGCUUCAGCUCGAUGCUCAGUGGGAUCUUUCCUUGGUCCGCAAGAGCCCCGGUUUGGACCGCAACCUCACCAUCGAAGACUUCAACACCAACUUGUACACCAAGACCAAGAACAUGCAGGCUGGUGUUUUGGGAUGGGUCGAGUCCGUCUCUAACCUUGUGGCCGCUCAACUCAACUUUGCAAUCCCUCCAGGUCUUGUUGAUCGUGUGCCCCCACCUCCCAAGAAGGGUACCCAGGGCAGCCCUGAGGAUGAAGAAGAUGAUGUCAUUGGCGAGGGUCAGGAUGGUGGCAGCGGCAACGGCAACAGUGCUGCCAGUGGAUUCUUUGCCAGCUCCAAGUACAUGCUUGGCCAGGCUGCAUUUGCCGCCGUCGUUGCCUUGGCAAUGAUUCUUUAAAAUUUAAAUCAACAAAGAAUAAUACCAGUUUUGCUGUUAGGUUUUUUUUUUUUUUUUCAUAGAGACGGU
Lobosporangium transversale is the source of this 2323-nucleotide messenger RNA. Its product is annotated as coth protein-domain-containing protein. The record is from RefSeq and is a predicted model, not a curated record. The coding region runs from base 431 to 2254 and encodes 607 amino acids. Lineage: Eukaryota; Fungi; Mortierellomycota; Mortierellomycetes; Mortierellales; Mortierellaceae. The transcript has 3 exons.